Messenger RNA from Formica exsecta, 1573 nucleotides. RefSeq names its product ribosome biogenesis protein NOP53. Gene Ontology annotation, cellular component: nucleolus. Gene Ontology annotation, molecular function: 5S rRNA binding. The coding region runs from base 144 to 1460 and encodes 438 amino acids. Gene Ontology annotation, biological process: rRNA processing; ribosomal large subunit assembly. Lineage: Eukaryota; Metazoa; Arthropoda; Insecta; Hymenoptera; Formicidae. The record is from RefSeq and is a predicted model, not a curated record. The transcript is spliced from 4 exons.
UUUUUUGUCCGAUUGAUCAAUUCAAUACUGAUCUAUCCCAAGAGUAGGAUUUCCCAUCCUUGUAGUGUGGAUUGAUGCAUAUGUCAAUACGUGCACGUGCUCAUUUUCGAUUCAGCUGAAAAAUUUAAGCUAAUAUUACCGAAAUGAGUGACGCUAAGAUAAAGAAACGUAAAGUUUCUAAAAAAACAAAGAGAUCUUGGCGCAAACACAUCGACAUCAAUGAUGUUGAUAAAUUUUUAGAUAAUAAAAGGUUAGAAGAAAGACUGGGUGCCCCUUUCUCGAAGCGUGUGGAUUCUCAACUAUUUGUCGUCGACAAAUCUGAAAUCAUCACAAAUGCUUCUUCCAAACAGGCUGCCAGGUUAGCUUUAAAGAAUAAGGAACCGAAAUGUUUUGCUUCUCUGAAGCCACAUACGCAAGUUCCUGAUCCGAUUUCUAAAAGGAAUCAUGUAAGACUCAGGAAAAAGAAAGAAGUUUUAAAGGAUAAAACUCUCACAAAAACUGCUACAAAUUACAUUAAGAAGAAAGAAAGUAAAGGCGAUAUAUGGGCUGUCGCAAACGUAUUGUCAGAAAAGAUAUGGCCGGAAAUAAUUACUGAAUGGAUGUCUUCAGAUAGUGUUAGACAUACGAUCAAACAUUUAGGAGUGCAAAAAAGAAAAUUGCCUUCAUCGUUACAGAAAAAGCCAUCUGUUUUACCAGUAGUAGAAGUGCCACAUCCAGGUACAUCAUAUAAUCCUUCGUAUACUGAUCAUCAAGACUUACUUCACCAAAUUGCUCAGAAGGAAUUAGAAAUUAUGAAACAAGAGGAGCAUCUUGAUCGAGUUACUACUCAGAUGUUUAAAAAGAUUCCACUAAACAAAAGAGAGGAGUAUUUAAUGAAAGAAAUGUCUGAGGGCUUGCCAACAAAGCAAAUAACAACAAAUUCAAAAUUUACUGAAGAAGAUAACAAUGAGGAAGAUUCAUCUAUCACAAUGGCAAGUAAUAAACUUGUGAAAAAUGCCAAAAAAACUCUUGUGCAGAGAAGAAAACAAAGAGAACAGAAACAAGAGGCUAAUGAACGUAUAUUGAUCAAAAUUGAUAAGAAGAAAAUUUCUGAUGUCUACAAACUGAAAAAUUUGCAACGACAAAUAGAGGUCAGAGAGAAGAAGCAAGAACUUUUGCGACAAAAACGAAAGAUGAAACGUGAAAGAGAGUCUAUUAUGCCAAAGGCUCUAAGUAAGACUAAAUUUGAGCCCUUGGAUCCUGACUUCCUGCUUCCAGAAGAGUUGACUGGCAAUUUGAGGAAUUGUAAGUCCUCCACAAAUUUACUGAAAGACCGGUAUAAAUCGCUUCAACAGAGAAGUAUUGUUGCACCAGCUGUCAUAAAAUUGAAACGUGACAAAGCAAAGAUGAAGAAAUUUGUGAAACCAGAUCAUAAAAUAAACCUGAAUGCUGUUAAGUUACGACUUCACAAUAAGGUUUGAUGCUCUUACUAAUAUAUUUGAGAUAUCAUAUAUAUUGUUUUUAUCUAAUAAAAACUAAUAUCUGUAAUCAAAUCUAUUAUUGGAGAAAUAUAUAAAAAUGAGGGAAAGGGAAA